AUGCGUGUUGCUUUUGCUUUGCUCGUUGCCGCUUUGUGCAUUUUCGAAUGCUCGGCUUAUAUGCAAAAUAUCACUGUCAAAGGAGUUGCGGUUUGUAACAAGAAGCGUUUGGCGAAUGUUCAAGUUGAAUUGUGGGAGAAGGAUACACGUGAGUUAAGCAGUCCCAAAUUUCUUUGUUUCUCUGCGUCUCUCGUUGAUUAGCAGGCAGAGAGAUAAAUAAGCAGUCCCAAAAAAUAAGCAGUCCCAAAAAAUAAGCAGUCCCAAAAAUAAGCAGUCCCAAAAAUAAGCAUUCACAAAAAUAAGCAGACACAAAAAUAAGCAGUCCCAAAUUUCGCUGCUUCUCUGAUUCUCUCGUUGAUUAGCAGGCAGAGAGAUAAAUAAGCAGUCCCAAAUUUCUCUGCGUCUCUCGUUGAAUAGCAGGCAGAGAGAUAAAUAAGCAGUCCCAAAAAAUAAGCAGUCCCAAAAAAUAAGCAGACACAAAAAUAAGCAGUCCCAAAUUCCUCUAUUUCUCUGCGUCUCUCGUUGAUUAGCAGGCAGAGAGAUAAAUAAGCAGUCCCAAAAAAUAAGCAGUCCCAAAUUUCUCUGCGUCUCUCGUUGAUUAGCAUGCAGAGAGAUAAAUAAGCAGUCCCAAAAAUAAGCAGUCCCAAAAAAAUAAGCAGUCACAAAAAUAAGCAGUCCCAAAAAAUAAGCAGUCCCAAAUUUCUCUGUUUCUCUGCGUCUCUCGUUGAUUAGCAGGCAGAGAGAUAAAUAAGCAGUCCCAAAAUUUUAAAAAUUGUUUUGUUUCAGUCGACCCCGAUGAUUUGUUGAACACAGUUCAAACCAACAGCGAAGGCGAAUUCGAAGUUUAUGGAGAACAAGACGAAACGCACGCAAUUGUUCCAUACAUUCGUGUUCUUCACAAUUGCAAUCCAUCAAAACCAGUCAGUUUUCAGUCGCGUGCGGCUGUGCGUCGCGGUCGGCAAAAAACCGCACGCGACUGACGACAUUCAAUUUUUUGCAGAACUGCAACCGUAUUGGAGAAUACAUCGUGCCAAAAGACAAAAUCGGUGGAAUUUACGACAUGACUUAUCUCACUUUGGAUAUCAAGGUUCAUGGAGAAAAAGAAAAAUGCAAAUAA
This is a messenger RNA of Caenorhabditis angaria, 1117 nucleotides long. NCBI's taxonomy places the organism in Eukaryota, Metazoa, Nematoda, Chromadorea, Rhabditida, Rhabditidae. The record is from the annotation of a GenBank genome assembly.